AUGAAAAUCACCAUGAGGGUAAUGAAUUUGAAAAAGAAUCCUGCAAUGAGUUGGGUUGAUGUUGAUUGGGAGGUUCAUACUUUCAUGGCUGGAGAUUGGUCCCACUCAAAUUCUAGAGAGAUACAUCAAACGUUUGAAGCAUUGAUUGAGAAGGUUAAGGUGCUUCCGGAUACAAAAUUUGUGUUUCAAAAUUUGGAUGAGCAGGAGAAAGAGAGGGCUUUGAAUUAUCAUAGUGAGAAGCUAGCCACNGUGUUUUUCAAGGCAUUUUCCGAUCUGGGUCUUGUUCAUGAAGGCUGGAGAGCUAAUGGGUUGUCAGUGGUUUUGGGCUUGGAGGUGACCAAUCUGUUUGUUAGUAGUGCACUAGGGAAAAUGAGGGAUGCCCGGUUGGUUUCGGAUGGAGUUGUGGGGGAAAGAGGAGGUUCUGAUUACAGCUUUGAUUGUUGCAUUGUGGAGGCACGUAAACUGUUCGAUGAAUUGCCCAACAGGCACAUAGUCACAGAGAAUUCAAUGAUUGUUUCGUAUAUCAGGAGUAGAAGAAGUGAAGAGGCUACAAGGCUUUAUGAGAGGAUGGCAUUUUCCGAUCUGGGUCUUGUUCAUGAAGGCUGGAGAGCUAAUGGGUUGUCAGUGGUUUUGGGCUUGGAGGUGACCAAUCUGUUUGUUAGUAGUGCACUAGGGAAAAUGAGGGAUGCCCGGUUGGUUUCGGAUGGAGUUGUGGGGGAAAGAGGAGGUUCUGAUUACAGCUUUGAUUGUUGCAUUGUGGAGGCACGUAAACUGUUCGAUGAAUUGCCCAACAGGCACAUAGUCACAGAGAAUUCAAUGAUUGUUUCGUAUAUCAGGAGUAGAAGAAGUGAAGAGGCUACAAGGCUUUAUGAGAGGAUGGCAUUUUCCGAUCUGGGUCUUGUUCAUGAAGGCUGGAGAGCUAAUGGGUUGUCAGUGGUUUUGGGCUUGGAGGUGACCAAUCUGUUUGUUAGUAGUGCACUAGGGAAAAUGAGGGAUGCCCGGUUGGUUUCGGAUGGAGUUGUGGGGGAAAGAGGAGAAGUUUUCAAGCGGAUUGCUAACCCAAACCAGACCAAUCAUACCAUGGAACUCACAAUGGAUCACUAUGCUUGCACGGUUGAUUUGCUGGGCCGUGCUGGGAGACUCAAGAAGCAGAAAUGUUUAUAA
Molecule: messenger RNA, 1164 nt
Organism: Ilex paraguariensis (yerba mate)
Lineage: Eukaryota; Viridiplantae; Streptophyta; Magnoliopsida; Aquifoliales; Aquifoliaceae
Source: the annotation of a GenBank genome assembly